AAUCAAGACUCCUGUUUUUAUCGUUCUGUUGAGUCUUUUUUUAAAUUUUUUUUUUUUAAAGCCCACAUCCAAGAAUGAAGCUGGUGGACAUUAAGAAGUUAAAAGUGACCGAACUGCGGUCCAGACUAACCGAACUGGGUUUGGACAGUAGAGGUCUGAAGGCUGACCUGGUGGACAGACUAUGGUCAGCCUCGCAGUCAGUACAGAGUCCAGAACACGUAGAACUGCUGGAGGGCAGCCCGUCCACACUGUCUGGACCAGAACCAGGUGCGGUUCAGGUUCGGACCGAGUCCUCAUCACCGCCGGUGGCCGACUGUGUCCCUGCGCCGUGUGAAGUAGAUCGGGGUAGACAGUACACAGACACUGCUACUCAGACUGAGCCAGAACCCGGUCCACCAGCGGUUCCACCGGGUUCCGAGCGCCUUUCAGGGGCCGAGACUGUCUGCCAGGCGGAUGGGAGGCAGCUGGGACAUUCAGAUGGUUCUGUCUGUGAGGAAAUGGGCAGAGGAAGAGCUUUCUACGAGUUCAAGGAGGAGAUACGAUACAAAAGCUGUCUUUCCAGAUCCAAAUCACCACAGCUUCAACAGGACAAAGAUGAGGAAGAGUGGGAUGAAGAUAAAGUUAGAUUAGAUCCAUAUGGCUGUCACCUCCAUUUUGAAGUGAGCUCUGAUGAAUCCUGUGGGCAGCCACGGUUCUGGGAUCGGUUCCCGUUGCUCUGGUCCGGCUGCAGGCUCACCCACGGGGUGCGGCAGGGACGGGUGGGGUUUGAGGUUCGGCUGGAGAGGAAGUUGCUGACUUCUGACCAAGAGGUCAAGGAUCCAUACAGACUGAGAGUGGGCUGGUCUGUGUCCGAUUCCUCUCUGCUGCUCGGGGAGGACAAGCUUUCUUUUGCUUAUGAUGGACGCGGUAAAAAGGUUUCUGAUGGAACCCAAGAGGAGUACGGUGAGCCUCUGUCUGAGGGGGACAUCAUUGGCUGUUAUGCUGCCUUCUCUGCAAAUGGCGCUGUUGAGCUGUUUUUCCAUAAAAAUGGUCACUUCCUGGGUGCGGCUUUCACCCUGAGUGCCUCUCUAUUGCAAGGCCGAGUCUUGGUUCCUCAUGUUCUCCUUAAGAACUGUUCAGUUCGAUUCCUUCUGGACCGCAUAACCCCUCAGUGGUACCCUGGACCGAUGGGAUUUACACCGCUGACGUCGCUCCCUGCUGGUCAGAGGGUGUGCGUCGCAUCAGCUCCUACAUCCAAAAUGCAGUCUGAGGUGGUGAUGAUGGUGGGUCUUCCCGGCUCUGGGAAGAGUUUCUGGGCUCACACGCUGAUGAAGCAGCAUCCAGAGAAGAAGUACAGACUGCUUGGGACAGAAGACCUGCUCGCGUGUAUGCUUAGUGGUGGUCAGAGAGACAGCAGGCUGCAGCAGGCCUCCCAGUGUCUAACUGAUCUAAUUAAAGUCGCUGCCAAGACGCCUGGAAACUACAUCCUCGACCAGUGCAACGUCCUCUUCUCUGCACGUCGACACAAGCUGCAGUUGUUUGCAGGCUUCAGGCGGGUGGUGAUUGUGAUCUUCCCGUCUGCCGGCGAGUGGAAAAGACGACUGUUGCGUCGUCAAAUAAGCGACGGCGAGCACAUCCCUGAGACCGCCUUACUCAAACUCCAAGUGAGCUGCAGUCUUCCAGAACCGCAGCCUGACCUGAUGGAGGAGUUACAGUACGCAGAGCUGCCACAGGAACAGGCACAAAUCCUCCUAAUGCAGUACAAAGAGGAGGCUCACAGACUGCUGCCUCCUGUCAUCAAACCAGACAAGAAACCCCGAUGGAACAAGAGAAGACGUCACUUUCUCAGUCCUCCACCAUCAAACAGGAUGCAGUGGGGAGCAGUUCAUGGUUGGUACAACACAAGAAGUGACAUCCAGCCUUGGAGUCAGCAGCCAGAGACCAGACAUUGGAACCUGCCUUAUCAGCAGCAGAACUACAACUACAGCAGAAGUUUCAGCGGCUACCCGAGUUACUCCUGAGGAAACAUGAAACAAGAAGAACAAGGCCACUGUCACAGUGGACUGGGAUGUUUUUUAUGACGAUCACUCCGAAGAACAAAUGCCAACAGUGCCGUACAGAAGUCAUGAGGUCCCUCAUUUGAAAUUAGACAGAAACACACUUUCUUGUAACCUCUUAAGCAUUUGUUUUUGACACUUCACUCUCAUCUGAAAGGUGCUGACCUAGAAUGAAGGCCAAUUUUGGUCCUCUUCUAUUGUUACAUUUCUGUCAUCUUGAAUAGCUUAAAUAGGGCUUUUGUGGGCUCUAGUAUCCCUUAUAUGAAAGUAGGCUGACAGGAAAGGGGGGGAAGACAUGCAGCAAAUAUUGUCAGGUCCGGGAAUCGAACCUGCGUCGACGACUCCAGACCUCCAAACAUGGGUCGCCCUACGCCACCACAGCAUGCCUGUCUUUGCUAGCUUUCUUUCCAUCCUUUUUAAGAUCAUCUGUUUUGAUUUUGUAGCUUUUUUUUUUUUUAGCUUGACACUUCUAAAAAAAUUGUCCUCCAUUUUUCCAGUUCAAUUUCUAAGUUGUCAUGGUCAGACAGAGGGACUGUGUCAAAAAGCAGCCAGAGGCAAAAGAAAACUUGAUCCAGACCACCUUAAAAGGUUACAAGAAAAAAUGGCUCAUUGGAGGCAAAGUCGAAAGAAAUGAGGGAUAGUUUAAAACUUUUACACGGUGCAUUGUGAUAACUAAUGCACGCUGUUUUGUACAAUCAAUGAUGGCUGGGGUUAGUUUUCAAAGUCAAAAACUUUGUAAAAGAUUUUUAUUGAAAAUAUUUUAACCAUGUUAUUUUACAAAGUACAGAGUUUUGACAUCACUGCUAGUCUCUGAGUGCUUGAAGUGAAUAAAUUUAACUGGUAA
Poeciliopsis prolifica (blackstripe livebearer) is the source of this 2880-nucleotide messenger RNA. Its product is annotated as heterogeneous nuclear ribonucleoprotein U-like protein 2. Gene Ontology annotation, cellular component: membrane. The transcript is spliced from 11 exons. Gene Ontology annotation, molecular function: protein binding. The record is from RefSeq and is a predicted model, not a curated record. The coding region runs from base 75 to 2000 and encodes 641 amino acids. NCBI's taxonomy places the organism in Eukaryota, Metazoa, Chordata, Actinopteri, Cyprinodontiformes, Poeciliidae.